Molecule: messenger RNA, 3835 nt
Organism: Conger conger (European conger)
Lineage: Eukaryota; Metazoa; Chordata; Actinopteri; Anguilliformes; Congridae
Gene: tsnare1
Product: T-SNARE Domain Containing 1
Exons: 12
Coding region: 155-1018 (287 amino acids)
Biological process (GO): vesicle fusion; intracellular protein transport; vesicle-mediated transport
Cellular component (GO): endomembrane system; membrane; SNARE complex
Molecular function (GO): SNAP receptor activity; SNARE binding
Source: RefSeq, a predicted model, not a curated record
GCCAGGAAAAGGCACAGCCCUCUGUGCUCCUAUCUCCGCCCCUCACAGCACUGCAGGGAUAAAGUGCUGGGCUCCACCGUGGUGGUCUGGUGCAGUUGAUCCCCCUUUCAUGUGAGGCUGUUGACUCUCUCCUGACCUGUAAAAACACUUCACAAUGUCUUAUGGAUCCAUCGAUGGGGGCGCCUUUGGCAGUCGGAACCCGUUCGGGGGCCCCGCCAGACAGGGCUACCAGCCAGUAGCAACGCAGAUGAGCCCAUCGGAGCUCCAAGAUGUCUUUCAGGAGACCUCCUCCAAUAUCUUUCAGAUCAAUGCUAAUGUGGUGUCCCUGGAGAAGAGUCUCCAGUCCUUAGGAACGUCCAGAGACACUGCAGAACUGCGGCAGAGCCUGCACUCCACCCAGCAGCAGACCAACAGAGUCAUAACCAGCACAAGCCAGCUCAUCAAACAGCUCUCCGACAUCGUCAGUGGGUCCUCACGGCAAGAUCGCCUUCGUCUCACAAGACUGAAGACAGAGCUGUCAGACUCCGUCCAGCGUUAUGGAGACCUGCAGAAGAAAAUCGCAGACAGAUCCAGGGCGCUGCUGCCCCCAGCACAAAAAGACCCGAAACAGAGCCCACAGACUCCUUUCGCAGAGCUGUGUGAUGAGGAGCCGGUGUUCGGCGGUGCGGAGAGUGUGGAGGGGGGAGGUCAGGCGUUCCUGGCCGAGAUCAGCGAGGAAGACGUGGAGGCCCUGCGGCAGAGAGAGGAGGCACUCCUGCAGAUUGAGAGGGACAUGCUGGAUGUGAGCCAGAUAAUGAAGGACCUGGCGUCUAUGGUGCACGAGCAGGGCGAUGCCAUAGACAGCAUUGAAGACUAUAUCCAGACGACAUCCUCGAAUGUAGAAACAGCCAAUCAGGAGCUUGCAAAGGCCAGUCAUCACCAGAGACAACUCAGAAAGAGGAAGUGCUAUUUACUCAUAGCAGGAGCAGUGGUCUUGACCUUCCUCAUCAUCAUCAUCGCUGUCUCCGCAAGAAAAUGAGACCUCUUUCCAGGUGUUCCCCUCAGGCCUGCCUGGAUGGAGGAACCUCUCUGCACUGCACUCUCCAGCUGAUGGACUGUCUGAGGCUAUAACCUGUGCUGUAUGUUUAUGUUUGUGCCCGUUUGUUUAAUGUCAAGGUCCAAUCACUCCAAUUCAAGUGAAACCUGUCCGUUCACAUCCAAGUCCUCUGACCACAGCAGCCCAGCAAGAGAUGGAAUAGAUUACUCCAUUAAAAAUAAUUCUGCCACUCAACCACUAAUGGAUUAUAUGUGUUUUCACAGUUAUGAAAUGCUUGUUAAUACGUUUUAAAUAUAGUUUGGCAGUUUCUUAUCAAUAUUUCUGAUAGAGAGCUCAAGAUCCCAUUCCGAUUCAAAUGAUAUCGCAUUGGCAUACAUUUUCCUUUAUGAAAGUGUGAGAGAAUGCAGACCUGUGCUACGAGUCAUUAUUUAGGCAGAAGGAUCUGACAGUUUAUAUAUACUAUGGUGUGAUAAUUUGAACAGUAUAUCUUGGCUUAUCAAUCCCUUAUGUCCAAAGGACAGAAAUUGUGAUUUAGUUAAUCCUUGGUUAAGUAAAUGCUGUUAUGUCCUUGAUGGAUAAUGUCUUGUUUGCAUUUAUUGAACUAAUGUCGCUUUCAGCAGACGUGUUUUCAAAUUGAACUGAGGAUUGCUUGUAAAAAUGUCAUUGUAAAUUCAGGGUCAACAGUCAUUCAUUCAUUCCGAUGUUUUCAGGAUUUUCAAAUAUUUUGUUGUACUGGACUUAUGUAUAAAAUAAAAAUGGCAUUUGUAAAGAUGUAUAUUAUUACAGUAUAUCAAAAAAUCUAUCCUCACUAUCAUGAUUAGUCAUCUCGUUCAUGUUGCUUCUUGUCAGAAAGCUGUUGUAUUGUUUUAUUAUUCUUUGUGUUUGUUAAUGUUAUUUUCACAUGAAAUUAUAUUAAAUAUCUCUUUGUUUAUGAAAUAAAACUGUUAAAAAAACGUUAAAACCUGAUGGAAGCAGAGGAGCCCUGUGUGUGACAGGUCUCUAUUGACGGCAGACAUUAUAAUCUGGUGUUUGCGUCUGGCUUAUUAAUGCCUAGCAGUAAAACUCAGGCGAGAGCCACUUCAUCUCUCCAAGGGGAUAAAGUGUGAUUUCAGGAUGGCGAAAAAGAAAACACAAUGUCCUGUCUUUAAAAGCACUGCUUUCCAGAGCUUGCCAAACUGCAGAUUUUUUAACCCUUUACAAUCCAUAGUUGCAGCACAGCUACCAUUCUGAUUUUAAACCUUAUCACACACUGCUGGUAAUUAUACCUGAAUCUCUGAUUUAGCAUACCUUGUGAUCCACAAUAUCUUUUUAUAAAUUGGCAUUAUGUGUUACAUUAUGUGUAUAUUUGCCAUUAUUGCACAGAUGUAUUGUACUUUGUACUGAACUGAAAUGAAGUGUAAGCAUAAUAAAGCCCUCCCAUAAUAAAGCAUUCAAGAGCCGUCAAUAAAUAGCUUAACAUUUAUUAAUGCAGCGAUAAGCAAUUAUCACAUCCAAUUCAGGAUGUAUAUAGAUACAGUUAAAAUUAUGUGGAUAGAUAGUGAGUUAACUGUUUGCAUACACCAGUCAUAUGAGGUGAUAAUAACUGCUGAACAAUCAGAUUAUAAUGUAAGUCUAUGAGUAGUCAAUUAUACAUUCUUCAUGAACUGAAAACAUACUGUUAUCAAGCAUCAUAUUAAUAAGCCUAUAAGUCAUGAGUUAAUUGUUUACAAAUAGUUGGUUAUGUGUAAUGUUUUGUAUUUAUUGAUAGGCUCCUAACAUUAUAGUACUAAUAGUACUAUAUUAGUAAAGUACUAAUGAUUAAUAAAUGGUUUGUAAGCUAUGUAUUGAUGGCUUAUGCAUGCUUUUAAUGGGUGGUAACUAUGAAGAAAUAUAUUAGCUUUUUUAUUACUGUUUAAAAUAUUCUUAUUAUUUCAUAUUGGUUACAGUGUGCACAUAUGUAUGUUAAGUUAUUUAUAAGGCUGUGGACUUGAUUUAUGAUGACAUUAUUUUAUAAUAUUGUUUAUCUGCUGUUAUAGAUAUGAACAUAGGACUACUUGAUGCUAUAUGUCCUGAUAGAAAAAACAAUCUGUCUUCUGCAUGGGACCUGCUGCUUAUCAAAAGUGGUAAAAACAUUAUGCACAACAACAUUUAUGGCAUGAUAGCAUCUGUGGAGUUGUACUAUUGUGACCUUACAUGCAGAAGAAUUGUGUCCAAUGAUUUGUAUCUCAUAUCAAAAGUUUCAGGUUUAGUUGCCAAUUAAUGGAGGAGGGUGUGGCCAUAAUGAGUAGCUUGAGCAUCCCAUUGUCUCUGUAAAAAUUCCAUUAUGCCAUCACUGAAAGUUAUGAAAGAUUUGUUUGUGUUAUAUGUAUGUAUGUUUGUGAUUUCAUUUGGCCAAUUUUAAAAGACAUUUAUUCUUUACAUUUUAAAUCUUGCUCGAUUCUGGGACACAUUUCCAUGAGGAAAAACAUGAGCAUGUAUUAUUCAUUGUACUCUCAGUUUUGAAAAUGGUAUACUGUAUGUUAAAACAUACUGUAUAUUUGAUAAAAAGCUGUACUUUAAUGUUUUAGAACAUAUUUUAUAGUAAACACCAAAUAUACUGUAUUUUGCAACUGAGGUGUUUUUUCCCCAAGAAUGUUUAAAGCAUCCAUUGCUGAAAAUAUACCUGUGUUGGGACCUUGUGCAAUUUCAACCAUCACGGAUUGUCUGCUUAUGAAAAAAUCUGCCCUAAUUUCAUUUAACAUGAAUUGUAUCUUUAAAAAGUUGUUUCUUCUCUCUUCCUGUGCUGCAUUUUUGCUCUAAUAAAUAAUAUUUGAAAAGCCA